Messenger RNA from Tuber melanosporum (Perigord truffle), 407 nucleotides. RefSeq lists its product as uncharacterized. NCBI's taxonomy places the organism in Eukaryota, Fungi, Ascomycota, Pezizomycetes, Pezizales, Tuberaceae. The coding region runs from base 1 to 153 and encodes 50 amino acids. The transcript has a single exon. The record is from RefSeq and is a predicted model, not a curated record.
AUGUCCAUUCAAAACACCGCCUCUACAGGGGAAGUCAUCAAACAAUUCCACCCCCCUCCGGGAGCCGCCGGUAUCCAGCUGCGCGCGUGCCAGCAUGGAGCGGGGACUUGUAUUAAACCCCCCCUCAACAUAUCAAAACUACCAGUAGAGUAAUUGGAGAACUCAUUUCUUGCAAGUUUGCCGCUAAUCCUAGCAAAAUUGCCGUAUGAUUUAUCAUUAGUCUUUCAGUCCUUACAUUAUGAUUGCGCGGUAUUGUGCCCCGCGGGGCAAACAAGAAAAGUGCCUUGUGAAGAUAAUCUUUUCGAGAGGGUAAAUUCUGGACAUACUGGCAUCGUUCUCAAUUGUUUCUGUUUUUACAUGUAAUUAUGAUACCGGCACCCCCUCCUAACAGCAGAAUUGGUACGAUA